AUGAGAAAGCUGCUGCGUAGUUCUAAGUAUGAGGAGGAGGUAUCUGACGGUCAGCUUGGUAUAAACGAGAGAGAACUCAACUCUAUGAAUAAACAUAUUCCAGCCCUGAAGGGAUAUAAUGGAAAGGUCGCAACAUUCCGUCAACAUUAUUACCCGGAGGGAGGAUGGGGUUGGGUUAUAACUAUCUGUGGAUUUCUUGUACAGAUGUACACAACAGGAUUGCAAUUCAGUUUUGGAGUUCUGUAUUUACGUAUUCUAAAGAUAUUUGCAACAGAAAAUAUAAUAUUUACAGGGUUUAUUGGAACAGGAUGCAUAGCAGUCAGCUUCGGGUUAUCUCCAGUUAUAGUUGCAUUUUGUAGACGUAAAUCCACUCGUUUAACGGCUGUUAUGGGAGGUUUAGUCAUGUCCCUUGCACUUUUAUUCGCUUCAUUUGCUACACAGCUACAUCAAGUACUUUUAAGCUACGGAAUAAUAUUCGGUAUUGGGUGUGGUCUAGUAAGGGAAACAAGUGUUCUUAUGUUAAGUCAAUAUUUUAAAAGGAAACGUGAACUGGUUGAGAUCUUGUCCUCUCUAGGUCAAGGAUUUGGAAUUAUUGUGUUUUCAAAUAUCAUCGAUAUAUUAAUAGAAUAUGUCGGAUGGAGGUUUGGGCUUCAAAUAAUAACGGGAUUAGUUUGUGGUCUAUUCUUUCUCGGAAUGUUUUACAGAUCAGCAAGCCUUUAUCAUCCCCAGAGACGAGCUAUUCUUCAUUUAAAGGAUAUGUCUAAGAAGAAAGGAAAAGACAAGAGUAAGAUUGACAAUAAACCUGCAUAUUUUGAUUUUACAACUCUUCAUGUCUCCAGUCUUCAAGUCAUUAUACUCUCAACCAUUCUCACCAGUGCAGGGGCAUACACUCCCUUUAUUACAUUGAUUUUAAUCCUACGUGGCGAGGAUUUAGUUGAACGUUAUGUUGAGCUGAACUCUUAUCUGGGUGUAGGAAUUAUACUAGGUGUCUCAACAUUCGGUCUUAUCAUAAUAUCAAGAUCCGCCCAGUGUGUCAUCCCGACCAUCUAUCUUCUUAAAACUGCUGUCUUCGGCUUAGGUGGCUCACUCGUAACCUUGACCGUUGUACAAGGAUAUUACGGAUAUUUACUGUUUGUUGUACUGUACGGUUUCUUCCUGGGAGGGUAUCAUUAUGUACUAAAAGUGUACACUUACGAAUGUAUACGAGCAAAGCAUUUCCCAAGAGCAUGGAGUUUUGUGCAAGGAUCUAAGAGUUUCCCAAUGUUAGUCGGUAUUCCUAUCAGUCAACUGAUAAAUCAGAGUACUGGUAAUCCUAAAGCUGGAUUUUAUUUAUCCUUCAGUCUGGUUUUCCUAGGGGCUCUUGUUCUCUUCCUUGUUAAUUCAAGGAAACACAAACGAGAUCAUGUUUGUAAAAAGGAGAGUGGUUGGAGGGCGGGGAGCGGAGUGGGCGUACCUCUAAGCGGAGUAGGCGGAGUAGGAGGUGGAGAGGAGAUGGGGAUGAACUCAAUGAAGAAUAUAAUUAUUCAACCGGAGUUAUCCAGUCAGAGAAUCAGUGAAGUGCAAUCUGAACAUCAUUCUCUACAAUGUAUCUGUCCUGCAGUAGUAAAGGAUACAGAGAAGGGAGGUGUAUCUCAGAAUAACAACAAUUCAAAACUACUGUUUCCUCCGCAGAUACAGAUUGAUGAAGAUGAUGAAAAUUACCAUUUCCACGGCAAAAAUGAGAUCCUCUCAAACAUCUCAGAGGAACACUUAUUGAAUCAACUAAUAGAUGUAGAUUAUCUAGGAGAAUGUAUCACUAGCUGUAAUAAGGUUGAGAAAUAUUUGAUGUACAGUGAAUACGAACAAAACAUGAACAGUGACGAUUUUUCGUUCAGCUCCAGCAAUGCUCACUCCGAACAGAUUAGUGCUCCUGUGAACAAGAAAAAACAUUCUCAAGGUCUUGGAGCUCAUAGCUUCAGUGAACCUAACAUAUUCAGAUUGACCUCAAGGAUGAUUCUAAAGCAACCUGAAGGGGAUAACGAUGGUUCAGGACAAGAAGAAAAUAAGAAAACAUGGCAUCGGCUCAGGACAAAGACUAGGUUUCUGCGCGGGGAAGAUCUACCUGUAAUAUCUGAAGUUGGAUCAAUUGAUGUGGAGUAAUUUACCUUCUGGAAAUAUGAGUAAUUGCGCCAACAGAGUAGUUCGUCAAUAAUCCGCUAGAGGGAUUAAUUAAUUAAAAACUGUACAGUACAGAGUAGUUCGUCAAUAAUUCGCUAGAGGGAUUAGUUAAAAACUGUACAGUACAGUGUAGUUCGUCAAUAAUCCGCUAGAGGGAUUAGUUACAAACUGUGCAGUACAAUGUUCACUGCCGAUAACUUAGAUGGUGCAUGCAAAAAUAAAAAAAAUUUUUAAACAUUUUAAAAUUCUGAUUGUUGUUUUUGAUCACAUGUGCAGAAAGAUAGCAUGAAGUAAGCUUUCAACUUUAAUGAUUAAUAAAAAGAAUAAAUUUCUUUUAAUUAAUUCUCAUCCCAUGAAUAUAGGAAACACUUAUUCCAAAGUUAAAAUAUUUCCAAUCUCAUUAUAUGUUUAGCUUCUCUAGAGUCCUCUGGGGGUUUAUAACUUUAUAUAUAGACACAUAUAUAUAAAUAUAUAUUAUAUAUGGAUAAAAGAAUAUAUAUGUACACCAGACACCUCAAACCUUGUUCAUUCUUAUGGAGUAUUUACAAAUAUAGAGUGCUCUGUUCAAGUAUGAUUUUUAUAAAUGAAUUAAACUGCAUAUUCUAGUAUCUGCAUGGUGUGUAUUUGCAAUUUUUUUAUACACUGCAGAUAUGAUUGCUAGAAGCAUGAUAGCCAGAAAUGCAGUUCCUAGAACUAAAAUGUAAAUUUAGCUGCGUUUUCGUGUCGAGCAAUCAUAUGGACUGCCUCACAAAUAUAAACUUCUAAACUCUAUAUUUGAAUCCUCCAUGAGUCCGACUUCCAUAUUAAAAUCCUCCCUGGUCCCGACCUCUAUAUAUUUAAAUCCUCCCUGGCUCCGACCUCUAUAUAUUUGAAUCCUCUCUAAGCCCGACCUCUAUAUAUUUGAAUCCUCCCUGGCUCCGACCUCUAUAUAUUUGAAUCCUCCCUGGCCCCGACCUCUAUAUAUUUGAAUCCUCCCUGGUUCCGACCUCUAUAUAUUUGAAUCCUUCCUAAGCCCAACCUCUAUAUAUUUUAAUCCUCCCUGGCCCCGACCUCGAAGGCAGAAGGAAAAUCGUGACUAGACUCCAGAAAUUCUAGGAUAAA
Messenger RNA from Eurytemora carolleeae, 3258 nucleotides. Its product is annotated as monocarboxylate transporter 10. The record is from RefSeq and is a predicted model, not a curated record. The transcript has 29 exons. Gene Ontology annotation, molecular function: monocarboxylic acid transmembrane transporter activity. Gene Ontology annotation, biological process: transmembrane transport. The coding region runs from base 1 to 2139 and encodes 712 amino acids. NCBI's taxonomy places the organism in Eukaryota, Metazoa, Arthropoda, Copepoda, Calanoida, Temoridae.